Anneissia japonica is the source of this 1048-nucleotide messenger RNA. RefSeq names its product putative defense protein 2. The record is from RefSeq and is a predicted model, not a curated record. The transcript is spliced from 6 exons. Gene Ontology annotation, molecular function: oxidoreductase activity, acting on metal ions. Lineage: Eukaryota; Metazoa; Echinodermata; Crinoidea; Comatulida; Comatulidae. Bases 167 to 766 code for a protein of 199 amino acids.
UAAUGAUUGGUCACUGUGUAAGGAAGGUGUUUUGCUGAGGUCACACCCUAGGCCCAACGACAAGGAACAACUUCCCGAUCAUUUGAACUUUGCUGUGCGACGUUAGUACACGUUCACAGUGGUUCUACUGAUAUUAAAUUCUGAGAUCCAAACCGUCACGAGGACCAUGAAUACCAUACUGAUUCUCGGUGUCUGUCUGUCUGUGGCAUUGGCUUAUCCAACAGGCCCACCUACAUCUGCCUGUUCUAGUAUGAUACCUGGUCACGGAGAUCCAACAGUAACGGGACCACCCCCGUAUGAAAUUACCGUCGGCUCCAGCACUUACGCUACAGGCGCACCAGUCCAAGUAACCAUUUCAGGCGACAGUGAGACGCAAUUCAGAGGUUUCUUUGUUCAGGCUAGAGUGAAUGAUGCCCAGUUCACCACUAACCCGGCUUUAGGAGUGUUUUCAGACUUUCCUGCAAGCACAGGCGGUGUGGAUUGUUCUAACUCUGACAGUGGCUGGGGCCACACGGAUAAUACUGACAAGAAUAGCGUCAUGGCAAACUGGACCUACACUGGCGAAUGUGAAGAUGUAGGAAAUCUAGCGUUCAGGAUAACAGUGGUUCAAGGCAACCCACCAACUAGAUACUGGACUGACAUUGUCACGGAAAAUUUAAGAUUUGAUAAACAAAUGUGUGUAGCAGGAGGAGGAGCAGGGUUCAUCAUUUCAUCAUUUUUUACAAUUGCUUCAAGCAUCAUUGUAGCUGUUCUUCUUGCGUACUAGUUGGAUUUUCUAAUAUCAUGUUGAUUACCUACUACUAAAUAUCAUCAUAGAGCUACAUUUUAAUUCAUAUUAGAACUGAUAGGUCUAUGCAAUAAGGAAAUACCAUUGUGUUUAAAUGCAGAUAGUAUUCAGAUAUUGAUUACUCAACGUAUGUGGACGCUCUUUAACGUUUAGUUCGUACAGUUAUUUAAGUAACAUUUCUAAGUUUCUUAUAAAUAAAUAGGAUAUUAAAAUUAGGAUAUUAUUUACAUUGAUUGAAUUAAAAAAAUACUGAUGCUCUGA